CCAGGAGGCAGUCACAGGUCUCUAUUCUCUGAAGUGGGUACAGCAGGUGGGAGCUGUGCUGACUGCCAUUGCCUUCUCCUUCCUCCUCAGCGAUGUCUGUGAAGAUGGCUGUAUGGAUCCCGAGAGGCCUUGGUCCAGCCAUGGUGACAGUGGUGCUGAUGGUGCUGAGUGGCCCUCUGGCUGAGGGCAUAUACUGCCCACAGGACUUCGUGUACCAGUAUAAGUGCCUGUGCUACUUCACCAACGGGACGCAGCAGGUGCGGCACGUGGACAGGUACAUCUACAACCGCGAGGAGUUCGUGGGCUACGACAGCGCGGUGGGCGAGCACCGCGCGGUGACCGAGCUGGGGCGGUCCUGGGCCGAGGACUUCAACAGCCAGAAGGACUUCAUGGAGCGGAAGCGCGCCGAGCUGGACACCGUGUGCAAACACAACUACGAGCUGGAGGAACUCAGCUCCCUGCGGCGCCAAGUGGAGCCCAUGGUGACCAUCUCCCCAUCCAGAACAGAGGCUUUGAACCACCACAACCUUCUGGUCUGCUCAGUGUCAGAUUUCUAUCCAGGCCAAGUCAAAGUCCAGUGGUUCCGGAAUGGCCAGGAGGAGACGGCUCGCGUUGUGUCCACCCCUCUUAUUAGAAAUGGGGACUGGACCUUCCAGAUGCUGGUGAUGCUGGAGAUGACCCCCCAGCGUGGAGACGUCUACACCUGCCGCGUGGAGCACCCCAGCCUCCAGAGCCCCAUCACGGUGGAGUGGCGGGCGCAGUCUGAAUCUGCGCAGAGCAAGAUGCUGAGUGGUGUCGGGGGCCUCGUGCUGGGCCUGAUCUUCCUAGGGCUGGGAGUUUUCAUCCGUCACAGGAAUAAGAAAGGCACUCGUGGGCCUCCACCUGCAGGGCUCCUGCACUGACUCCUGAGUGUAUUUUGAUGGGAUUAGCUAUCACUCUUCUGUAAGCCCUGCCUGUUCCAGCCCAGAGUUCCAGAGUUCCCAGCUCAACUGUCUGUCCUCUUCUGAGAUCAGAGUCCAGCAGUGGUUCCAUUGCAGCAGUCACCUUAACUUCUGUGGCCCUGUGCCAAGGAUCUGGGCUGCCGUCUCCUGGGCUGACCUUGGAGCCUCUGCUUGUGAACUGCAGGAGCAUCUGUUUAUGUCCUGUGGACUUUCUCUGCUUCCACUAUCCCCUACAGACUAUACAAGAGAAACAUGGAAACAUUUGCCUGGCUGUGGUGCUUUUUAUCAUAAUUAAACAUGACUUUGAGUUAACUGUA
Cavia porcellus (domestic guinea pig) is the source of this 1258-nucleotide messenger RNA. RefSeq names its product rano class II histocompatibility antigen, A beta chain-like. Lineage: Eukaryota; Metazoa; Chordata; Mammalia; Rodentia; Caviidae. The record is from RefSeq and is a predicted model, not a curated record. Bases 93 to 902 code for a protein of 269 amino acids. The transcript is spliced from 6 exons. Gene Ontology annotation, biological process: antigen processing and presentation; immune response. Gene Ontology annotation, cellular component: membrane; MHC class II protein complex.